This is a messenger RNA of Salvia miltiorrhiza (redroot sage), 2725 nucleotides long. RefSeq names its product ERAD-associated E3 ubiquitin-protein ligase component HRD3A. Gene Ontology annotation, molecular function: protein binding. The coding region runs from base 397 to 2436 and encodes 679 amino acids. NCBI's taxonomy places the organism in Eukaryota, Viridiplantae, Streptophyta, Magnoliopsida, Lamiales, Lamiaceae. The record is from RefSeq and is a predicted model, not a curated record. The transcript is spliced from 6 exons.
AGUAAAGCAAGCAAAAUUGAUUAGCGUUGCCUCUAACUCUAAGCUAAGGCCAUCACGCCGCUUUCAAUUUCCCAAUUUGUUUCACCGAAUCCUGAACUUGAGUUUAGAUUCGUGCAUCAAAUUGUUAUAUUGUUGUUGUGGCACAACACUCUAUCGGCGAUCUCACUCCUUCAAGUCUCAUGUAUGGAAACAAAAAUAUGUACUAUUGCCUUUAGACUAAAUACAACAUCUUCUUGAAGCUGCAACAUUGAUGAUGUGUCAUAUCCUAAUUGGUGGAUAGAAACAACGUUGACGCGGUACACCUCGACAUAAAUUUACCUCCGUUUCCUUUCACAUCCCACUUGCCCAUAUACAAUACCAACACAUCGUAUACUACUCCUACUUGCUUGUCCGGAAAUGUUCUGCCGGAAAACCCUCCAUCUGAGCUGCGCUCUUCUGCUUCUCGCCCUCCUGCCCGCCGCCACUCUCGCCCGCCCAUUCGUUCUCGUCCUCUCCCAGGACGACCUCUCCGACCCCGCCGCCGCCGCCGCCGCCAAUCUCCCCGACGAUCUUUCCGAUUUCGACGACUUCCCCGAUUCCGAAUCGAAGCCCGACUGGGUCCUCGAUCCCGGCUCCUGGUCCCCUCUUUUUGAGCCUGAUCCCAAUUCCAAAAUCCCCAGCCCUAAUGAUGACGACGAGGUAAUUUACUACAAUGGGGUCAGCAAAAUGGUGGAGGCGGCGAGCAUAGGGGAAUUUAGGGUUAUUGAUGAGGCGGUCGCGGAGAUCGAGGCGGCUUCCUCUCUGGGGCAUCCGCAUGGCCAGUCGGUGAUGGGCUUUUUGUAUAGCAUGGGGAUUGGGAGGGAAAGGAGCGACGCCAAAGCAUUCUUGCAUCACUAUUUUGCUGCGCAGGGUGGAAAUAUGCAGUCUAAGAUGGCCUUGGCAUACACUUACUAUCGCCAAGAAAUGCAUGAAAAAGCAGUUAAACUGUAUGCUGAACUGGCAGAGGUAGCAGUGAAUAGUUUUCUUAUUUCAAAGGAUUCGCCUGUUAUUGAACCAGUCAGAAUCCACACUGGUGCUGAGGAAAAUAAAGAAGCUCUUAGGAAGUCUAGAGGAGAGGAUGAUGAAGAUUUCCAGAUUUUGGAAUAUCAGGCUCAAAAAGGCAAUGCAGGAGCUAUGUACAAAAUUGGAAUAUUUUAUUACUUUGGGUUGAGAGGUGUGAGGCGCGAUCAUCCUAAGGCAUUACGGUGGUUCUCAAAGGCAGUAGAGAAGGGAGAGCCUAGGUCAAUGGAACUUCUUGGGGAGAUAUAUGCUAGAGGUGCUGGGGUUGAACGUAACUAUACUAAGGCUUUAGAAUGGCUUACCCUGGCAUCAAAGCAACAACUUUAUUCAGCUUACAAUGGCAUGGGAUAUUUAUAUGUAAAGGGUUAUGGAGUGGAGAAAAAGAACUACACCAAGGCGAAAGAAUACUUUGAUAAAGCUGCUGAGAACGAAGAACCUUGUGGGUUCUACAACCUUGGUGUGAUGUAUUUAAAGGGACUUGGGGUUAAGCGGGACUUGAAGAUAGCAACAAAGUACUUUGCACUGGCUGCUAAUGCAGGUCAGCCAAAAGCAUUUUACCAAUUAGCAAAGAUGUUUCACACCGGUGUGGGUCUAAAGAAGAAUCUUCAUAUGGCAACAGCACUAUACAAACUAGUUGCGGAGCGUGGGCCAUGGAGUUCGUUGUCUAGAUGGGCACUGGAGUCAUAUCUGAAAGGUGAUAUUGGCAAAGCAUUCCUUUUGUAUUCAAGAAUGGCAGAGAUAGGGUAUGAAGUCGCGCAAAGUAAUGCUGCUUGGAUUUUGGACAAGUAUGGGGAGCGCAGUAUGUGCAUGGGGGUGUCUGGGCACUGCACUGAUGCUGAAAGGCAUCAACGUGCUCAUGUGCUAUGGUGGCGAGCUUCCGAGCAGGGAAAUGAACAUGCUGCUUUGCUGAUAGGGGAUGCAUAUUACUAUGGUCGAGGUACAGAACGGGAUUUUGACCGUGCUGCUGAAGCCUAUAUGCAUGCUAAAUCUCAGUCCAAUGCCCAGGCCAUGUUCAACCUGGGAUACAUGCAUGAGCAUGGGUUGGGACUACCAUUGGAUCUUCACCUUGCCAAGCGUUACUAUGAUCAAGCCUUAGAAGUUGAUCCUGCUGCAAAGUUACCUGUAUCACUAGCCCUUGCCGGUCUGUGGAUCAGAAGAAAUCAUGCCAACAGUUUCCUCGUUGGUAUGAUUGAUUCCCUUCCGGAAGUUUAUCCAAAAGUAGAGGCUUGGGUGGAGAAUGUGAUCAUGGAGGAAGGUAAUGCAACAAUUUUGACGCUGUUCGUCUGCCUCCUCACAGUUCUUUACCUAAGGGAGCGGCAAAGAAGACAUGCUGCUGUCGGUGACGUGCCCCCACAUCAGCAGCCCGGCGAACAGGCUGCUGCACCUCUAGUUAAUUGAUCGUGUUGUCUUGUCUGUGUAAAAAGGAAGGGUGGGAUGUGGUUUUUCUGGCCCAGAAGUGCCUGAUUCUUUUGCAGGAAAAUGUAUAGGAGUUUGAUUGUGCAUGAGCUUGGUCACAGAGUCAUUUUUUCUCUUAUGCUUUGUUGUAAAAUAGAGGUGGCUUACCUUGGUGAAAACGAACGUAGAUUUUAGCUCUAGAGAAAUAUAUAACCCAGCAGAUAGAUAUUCUUAUUUACGGUCUUUAUCAAUAAAACAACUAAAAAAAGGAAAGAAUUGAUAUUUGCAGUGA